Molecule: messenger RNA, 737 nt
Organism: Arabidopsis lyrata subsp. lyrata
Lineage: Eukaryota; Viridiplantae; Streptophyta; Magnoliopsida; Brassicales; Brassicaceae
Product: protein yippee-like At3g11230
Exons: 5
Coding region: 171-560 (129 amino acids)
Cellular component (GO): ubiquitin ligase complex
Source: RefSeq, a predicted model, not a curated record
AUCGUCAAAGAACACUUUUUUGAUUUUUCUCUAUUUUAAAGUUUCUUCCUUUCAUCUAUAAAUCGGCAGAUCAUCUUCCCUUUUAUGACACACACUCUUUCUUCUAUUGGUUUCUCAUAAGAAGAUUUGAUUUUUUUUUUGCUUUUAUAGAUUCUGGGAAUAGUUUAGAGAUGGGGAGAUUGUUCUUGGUGAAUUUGGAAGGCAAGUCUUACAGUUGUAAGCACUGCAAGACCAAUCUUGGUCUCUGUGAUGAUGUUGUCUCUAAGUCUUUUCAAUCCCGACAUGGGAAAGCUUACCUCUUCAGUAAGGUAGUGAAUGUUUAUGCUGGGAAGAAGGAAGAUAGGAUGAUGAUGACGGGAAUGCACACCGUAGUUGAUAUUUACUGUGUCAAAUGUGGCUCUUAUGUUGGAUGGAAAUAUGAGUUUGCUUUUGAGAAGAAUCAAAAGUACAAGGAAGGAAAAUCGGUUCUCGAAAGGUACAAGGUUUGGGGUCCAGAUGGGAACAAUUAUUGGGUGGCUCAAGAAGUUGAAGCCGGAGAUAGCGAUACUGAUGAUGCUUGAUCUCAUCAUUCAUAUCUGAUUUGUACAUUCCCUCCUCCAACUCUUUCAUCUUUUUUUAUUCUUUUUUCCUCAUUUUGUAAACCAUCCAUCUUACAUUAGAACAGCUUCCAAAAUCAAUUGUUUGGUCAUUGCUGCAACUACUUUGGACACAUAAGUUAAAGAUCUCUCAUUAUCUUA